Molecule: messenger RNA, 4932 nt
Organism: Patella vulgata (common limpet)
Lineage: Eukaryota; Metazoa; Mollusca; Gastropoda; Patellidae
Product: NACHT domain- and WD repeat-containing protein 1
Exons: 23
Coding region: 1-4101 (1366 amino acids)
Molecular function (GO): protein binding
Source: RefSeq, a predicted model, not a curated record
AUGUGUUGUGUGAUCAAGGGUGCAGAAUGCUAUGGAAAAAAAGAAUAUUUAGAUGAAUCGCGGGAACUUUUAGAAAAUUUACGAAAUAAUAAAUUAAAGCGUAAACUACCAGUGGAUCAUAUCAAGAAAUAUACAAUAGAUUGGACAGAACAUGGUGUUGAUCCAACUAAAGAGGAAAGUCAUAGAUUGUAUAUCAGUAAAUUAGCUGAUGAUUUUGAGAAAAGUAUAAAAGAUGGUAUACAGAGAGCUAUACAAGAAAAACAAUCUAAUAUAUUAAAUAAUACAAUCUGCCAGGAAGUUAUACAACACAUCAACUUCUGUAAAAAUAAAUGUCAUUCAUUUUAUGGUAGAAAAGAUACUUUUGAAAUUAUAGAGGAUUAUCUGAUGAACAACAGUGACGAACCCCUGGUAAUACACGGUUCAUCUGGUUGUGGUAAAACAUCUAUUGUUGCCAUGGCAGCUAAACAUACAUUUGACAAGGAAAAGGAAAAAGAAACCACAAUAGUUAUACGAUUUCUGGGAACGACUCCUGAUAGUUCCAACAUCAGUGCCUUGUUAUACAGUGUUAUUAGUCAGAUUAAACUAGUUUAUGAAGAAGAACCUAUUAAAGAAGGAUUGAGUCUAAAAGUUUUAACUAAGGAAUUUCAUCUAAGUUUAGAACAUGCAGGGGAACAUCGACCAUUGGUUGUAUUACUAGAUUCUUUAGAUCAGUUGGAAACUACAGGUGGCGCCCAUGAGUUGUCAUGGUUACCGCGUAAAUUACCUGAGUAUGUUAAGAUGAUCGUGUCCACUCUACCGGAAGCUAAAUAUGGAUGUUUUUCUAAACUCCAGGCGAUGUUUUCGACAACAUCAUGUUUUCUACCAGUAGAAACUUUAUCUAAUGAUGACGUUGAGGGAAUUCUCCAUAAAUGGCUGGAGACCAACCAAAGAAAACUCCUGGAUUCACAGCUAAAAAUAAUUCUGGACGCUUUUCAUCAGUGUCCAUUACCAUUAUUUCUAAAACUAUCAUUUGACGUGGCGUGUCGAUGGAAAUCAUUUACUCCACCAAGUGUAUCAACCCUACAGACAACAGUCCGUAAUGUGAUCAAUGAUUUAUUUACUAGAGUUGAAUCGCUACAUGGACAAUUACUUGUAUCUCGAGCACUGGGCUAUCUUACUUUAAGUGGUGGUGGUGGUCUGUCAGAGGCUGAAUUAGAACAUAUUCUGUCAUGUGAUGAUGACGUAUUAAAUGACGUAUAUAUGUACUGGACACCACCGAUACGACGCUUACCUCCCUUAUUGCUCGUCAGAAUUAAAACUGAAUUGGGCCAGUAUUUUGUUGAUAGAGGUGCUGAUGGAGUUCGGGUGUUUUAUUGGUUUCAUCGUCAGUUCAUAGAAGCUGCUACUGAAAGAUAUUGUUCAGAUGUUAAUAUUAAACUAAAGAUGUGUGGCGCCAUAGCUGAUUUCUUUUCUGGUAUCUGGGCAAAUGGUAAAGGUAAACCAUUUAAAACUAAAAGUGGUGAAUCAUCAGAAGCAGAUCGUUAUGUGACGUCACAGCCUGUUAAACUAGGAGAAUUGUAUAAUUUAAGGAAAUUAAACAAUCUACCACAUCACAGACAACAAGCUUACCAACUAGAUCUAUUAAAAUCAGAAUGUCUGUGUAACUUUUACUUUAUACUUCAUAAAAUAAAAGCAUUAGGUUUAAGGCCUGUGUUGGAUGAUUUCUCGUCAGCUAAAGAACAGUUUGUUGAUGAUGAAGAUAUUAAAUCUAUCUGUGAUGCCUUAGAGUUAUCACAACGUUCAGUCCAAUAUAAUUCAAACGAACUACCAUCACAAUUACUGGGACGUUUAAAACCUACCGAGAGUCUACGGCCUCUAUUAGAUGAUUGUAAGAAUUCCCCAUUCUACUAUUUACUACCAGAUAAAACUAUAUUAGCACAGCCUGGUGGAUCUUUAUUAUAUUGUUUAUCAAAUCAUACUGGUGAUAUACAGGGUCUGGAUAUAACUAAAGAUGGUGAAUUAGCUGUAACAUGUUCCACAGAUAGAACAAUAAAAACCUGGUCAGUGAAGUCGGGUAAACUAGUACGAUCAUAUGACAUCGGGUUUGAAAACCUAGAAUAUGUCAAGCUCUGUCAUAAUGACCAGAUUAUUGUGGUUUCCGGACGGGAGUUACUUGUAGGUGUUGACUUUUUGACUGGAGUUAAUUUGUAUAAGAUAGAGAAUGAAUCUGAAACUGUGAUCUGUGCAGCAGGUAAAGAUAAAGAUGUGCUGGGGAUAUUUCAGCAGAAUGGUGUAACACUAUACAGUGCUUUAACGGGAGAAUUACAAUCACAUACUAAAUGUCAGUUUCUGGAGGAAAAGAUGAGCUGUGUAGAAGAAGAGGUCGAUAUUGAAGUUGCCUAUUGUACUAGUCAAGGUCGGUAUAUGGCUUGGGUAUUCAAGAGAAAACUGAAUAACCGUGUAGACGCUUUAGCCAUAUUUGAUAUUAUUGAAAGGAAGUUUCUAAAUGUUACAGUGGAGCCAUUAUCAGACAAACUGGUUAUCUCACCAGAUGAAACAAAUAUCGUUAUAUGUAAUGAUGAUGACGAAGCUGUUAUAUAUGAUAUUCAAACAAUGAACGAAAUACGUCGUGUCCAAAUUACCCGUGUGCCUUAUGGAAGAUAUGUUCAGAUUACUCCUAACGGUAAAUAUCUGUAUUGGGCUUAUUUCUAUGACGUGGUGGCUUGUAAUCUAGAAACAGGGGAGAUGUUUGUUGCUGUUCACCAUCCGUCAUCUGUUAAAUUUGUUAUUACUCUAGAUAUGAACAGUAUAGUGACUGUUGGAAAAGAUCAGAUUGUUAGAAUCUGGGAUCAAAGCAAGGAUAACAGUGUUAUCAACCAAGAGGCUCAGCAAAAGCAGGAGGAGUCACGGUGGCUAAGUGGUUUAACUGUGUUGAGUGACAACCCUCGGUAUAUCAUCAUCAUAUAUGAACAGAACGAUUCCUACUAUUUCCAGAUCUACGAUCUCGCCACAAAUAUGGUGGUUAAAAACACGAAGUUUGUGACAAAAAUCAACUUUGUAUUACCUGUGGAUGAUACACAAUGUCUGAUUCAACAUGGUAAGAAGAUAUCCCUGUUGGAUCUACAAACAUCAUCUAUAAUACGAACAUACCAAGGUCAAGCACCUACAGAUCCUGUUAUAAAUUCACCAAAAACAGAAUUUUACACCCUAUCACGUGGAAGAAUGAAUAUAAAGAAAUAUAAUAUAGAAACUGGUGUUUGUGAGAUUAUCAAAGGCUGCGGUGAAAGGCUCGGAGAUUACAUAGUAAAUAAAAUUUGUACUGUUCUGGCCGCGUCCAUGCAUGACGAUGAGUGGGUGGUUUUCUUUGAUCUUGUCAACAAGCGAGUGAUGUAUCAAUUGACACCAGAGAUGAUAGAGGGAGAUGAUGAAAAUGAAUCUAUAUGUUUAAAUGAUGGUGGUCUGGUUACUGACGAUGGUCGUUAUUUCAUAUUUUCCCAUAUGCUUGUACCACCAGAUCUUACAGAUGUAGAAGAUGCAGAACCCAUUGAACUGGUUGUGAUGUGGAAUAUACCAGACAAAAAGCUUCACCAAAUACUGUGUGAUCACAACAAUGGAAAUGAAGAUUGUUGUGUGGCAGAUGUGGUUGAUUUUCAUAUACUUAACGAGAAGACGGUGAUUACUACUAAUAGCGAUUAUUAUAUACGUGUGUAUGAUAUUGAAACAGGUAAUGUGCUACGUCGACUUACUACGGGACAUUUUAGUCGUUUCGUAAUAGUAUUAAAUAAAGAUAGCCCAUUUUUUCUAUCUUAUGCCAAACACCGUGAAGAAAAUUCUAUCAGACUGUGGGACAAAGAAACGUUUGGAUGUCUAGCGUCGUAUUGUAUGGAUACCCAGAUGAAGUCAGUAGAAUUUACAUCAGAUGGAUAUCAUAUAAUAGUUACAUAUGACGAUGACGGCCAUGUCAAGUUUGAUUUAAAAGGAGGUGACAGUAUCUCCAAAUAUCAACCACCAAAACAACUUGAACAAUGUAAAGAACUAUUUAAACCUACUGAUAAAAUUGUGGAGUUGGAAAUACCUAGUAAUGUAAUCUAUGAUAAUCCCGACCCAGAUACUGAUGAGUAAGGAGUAGCAGAUACGACGAUGAUGAUACUGGUGAUAGUUAUCCGAUGAUUCAAGUUGAACUGACACUGAUGAACAUUGAAAAGGAAAAGUAGUUUUAUGACUGACCAGAUAUAAAAUGGAUGUAACUGAUAAAAUCUAUUUUCAUCUCUUAAAUGAUUAAACUGUGAAAAUUUGUGCUCUUAAAAUAAUUUACCUACAGAAAUUGAUGCGGCUCAAAUCGGAUGUUGACAGGAGCUUGAUAAGUAUUUCAGCCAAACAUAAUACAAGUACUUUCCAAAUAUUUGAUUCUAUUACAUUUAUUUUAGUAAUGCAGGAACUUGGUCAAUUUUAGGUUGGUUAUUUCAAAAACGGAUUUGUACAGGCGGAAUCAAAAUAAUUGUUUUAAGUUUGAAAUAAACAAAUAAGGAAAAGUAUAUCAGGUGAACCAGAAGUUACCCUUCUUUAGAUUCCAACUGUCAAGCUAGUUUUACGUACUAUCAAUUGUGUGACGGGACCUCAUCAGUUUUCAAUCUAAUCCGAUUGACGAGACAUACACUCCCUGUUAGAUACAAACAGAAAGCAUGUCAAGUGCAAACUGGGCUUAAACACUGUGGACGUCCGUAUUACUCCACACCAGAAAUGGAUUAUUCUAUGCAGUAUGUUAAACCCCACUGACGCUCCCAGUUGAUUAAACCAUUAAGUUAGUUUCCAACUGACUAAUCUCCGGAAAAAAAUUGAAUUCUACAUGAUAGAGUUGAAAGUUAGACAGGGAUGACCGAGGAAGAGCCUGCGAUUAUGGAAGCCGCUAAAGAACUUUAUGCUUUAUGGGAUUCCGUUUCAGUUUGGGGAGCU